This is a messenger RNA of Camellia sinensis, 1608 nucleotides long. NCBI's taxonomy places the organism in Eukaryota, Viridiplantae, Streptophyta, Magnoliopsida, Ericales, Theaceae. The record is from RefSeq and is a predicted model, not a curated record.
GGGGGGGGGGGGGGGGGGGAGGGAGGCGAAUCCAGAAGCAGAAGAGCGGAAGAGAAGGAAGAGAGUGGCGUUUGAUAAGGGGAUUAUAUCGGAGGCGCCAGCGAAGGUGUUGACGACGAGGCUGCUGAGCCCAUCGAAGACUGUAAGCAAGCACCACGGCAGAGACAUCCUCAGGAAGUCCCACCGCAAGAACAGGUUCCUCUUCUCCUUCCCCGGACUCCUCUCCCCCAUCUCCGGCGGCAAGAUAGGCGAGCUCAAGGACCUCGGCACCAAAAAUCCCAUUCUCUACCUCGAUUUCCCUCAGGGUCAAAUGAAGUUGUUUGGGACUAUUGUUUAUCCAAAGAACAGAUACCUGACCUUGCAGUUCUCUAGAAGUGGCAAGAAUGUCAUGUGUGAGGACUAUUUCGAUACCAUGCUUGCGCAGGAGGUAACUAGCAAUGUGGGUCAUGGUAUCAUGGCGCAAUUGGAAGAACAUAGGGCUUGGAAACUAGAGAUUGUAUUUUCCGAUGCAUGGUGGAUUGGGAAGAAACAUGAGAAUCCAGAAGAAGCUCAUCUCGAGUUUCCUAAGGAGCUGCACGAGGCACAUCAUGCGGAGAUUGAUUUUAAAAGUGGUGCAGGUGCAGCAUCAGAAAUUAAGCAGGGAGUUAACAAUUCUGGAUUGAAAUAUGUAGAACAAGAGUCUCCCAAAACUGACCUAGAAGAUGGUUCAUCUGAAUGUCAAAACAAUUUGGAAGAUUUGCCUGAUGUGACUCCAAUUCGGCAUUCAGAGAGAACUGCAGGAAAAAGAUUUCAUUUUGCAGAAGCUUCUUCUGGAGAUGAUGUUAUUGCAAAUGAUGUUGAUACGUUUGAAGGAGAGGACAAGAAAGGUGGCAUGGAACAUCUAUCUAAAGAUUAUGCUCCUGGAAAGACUGAAAGGUCCUGUCCUGUCAUUUUUGACAUUGACAACGAGGAUGCUGCAGCAUGUACACAAAUUCAACAAUCUGCUAUGGCGGUGACAAAGUCAAAGGAAGUCUCUCACAGCAAUCAUAGUUCUCUUGUUCAAACUACCAUAUCUACCUUGUUUAAGAAAGUGGAGGAAAAGAAGGCACCGAGAAAUCUAAGGAAGUCCCCUUCUUCAAAAGCUUCCAGCCAGAAUUUGAAGCAUGUUGUUUCAGGAAAAAAGACUACUAAAACAAAAGUUGAAGAUGAUGACAUUGAAGAAUUUUCAAGCACAUCAAAGGAUAGUACUGGAAGUGAUGACGAUUGGACUGGUUAAGAUUGCUGCAUCUUGAUGUGGACAUGCUAAAACAAUUUUCAACUGAGAAAGUAUGGCACCUCACAUGCGAUUGUAUUGUUUGGUAACAACUGAAAAAAGUACAGAAGCAUAGAAUCGUUUCUUCCAGGCGCUGGUUGAAGCUUAUUGUGGCUUGAAUGUAUUUGUCUUCUUGUUUACUAUAGAGAAAAAAGCAUUAUGUCAACCACAUAUGAGAGAGAGGGGUAUAGCCUUCUGUUUUUCUGGUUUGUUUUGUAGAACUUUUGUUUCUUACGUGGUCUACAGUCAGUGCUGGCUCUAUCAAAAAGCACAUUUAAAAUUUUUUAUUUAUUAUAAUUUCAAUGAUAUUUUCUAUA